Molecule: messenger RNA, 315 nt
Organism: Dibothriocephalus latus
Lineage: Eukaryota; Metazoa; Platyhelminthes; Cestoda; Diphyllobothriidea; Diphyllobothriidae
Source: the annotation of a GenBank genome assembly
AUGUGGAGCGCACGAGACUUUGCCAACAUGGACAUCGAUGCUCCGUCGAACGAGGGCACAGAUGAGCUGUUCAUGAUCUGCUUCAAGACUGCCGAGAUCGCUCAGGAAUUUGAAAAUGUUGUAACCUCCUGUGUUGCCCAACUAGAGUCUAAACCGAAAUCACAGGAUGUUGGUAAAUCCCUCCUGCCUCAGCCGAAGCCUUCGUCGGCCAGCGGCGGUGGCGGUAAGACGACAGAGACCGCAGGCCCCAAGAAUGCUACCGCUCCUGCUGCGGGACUGCAAAAACUUCGUGCGAAACAAGGUUCCUGGGAGUGC